Molecule: messenger RNA, 3012 nt
Organism: Amphiprion ocellaris (clown anemonefish)
Lineage: Eukaryota; Metazoa; Chordata; Actinopteri; Pomacentridae
Gene: kcnmb3
Product: potassium calcium-activated channel subfamily M regulatory beta subunit 3
Exons: 4
Coding region: 166-1005 (279 amino acids)
Biological process (GO): detection of calcium ion; potassium ion transport
Cellular component (GO): voltage-gated potassium channel complex; membrane
Molecular function (GO): calcium-activated potassium channel activity; potassium channel regulator activity
Source: RefSeq, a predicted model, not a curated record
CCUGGUGGAUAAAGCACAGUCUGGUCACUGCACUGGAGCCUGCUGGAGACACGAUGGUGAUCAGCUGUCGGCAGAAGGACAUUUGACUUUCAGACAGAGGAGAGCUUGUUAGGGGGAUAUACUGUACAUACUUGGAGCUGGGAGGUGGCUGGCAGAGGAGUGGGCAUGUUCUUGAACACAGCUUCUCCCCGGAGAUCGUUCAACAUCCCCAUUAACAUCAACCUGCAUGGGGCUCGCAGGCGGCAGACACGUCACAGGGAGUUCUUCCAUGCAGCUGUAGCUCAGGAACAUGAGGGCAGCCGAGGAGCCGAUGGACGAGGAGGACAGGGAGCUCGGACUCAGAUGCCGGUGUCGAGUGUUGGGGAGGACCGAGCCAUCCUGCUGGGCUUCACCAUGAUGGCCUUCUCAGCGCUCAUGUUCUUUGUGGUCGGCAUCACGACAGUCAAACCCUACGUUAACAGCGACUGGGAUCAGGAGGUGAGCUGUGUGCUGCAGCAGACCGAGCUGCCGGAGGAGUGGGUGGACUGCAGAGGUGUGAGCACAGUGCCCUGCCUCAGGGUCACAGUCAACCUCACAGGCUCCAAUCAGGAGGCCUUUCUGCACUUUGACGAGGAAUCGGUUCUCCUCGCAGCCGAGUGUUUCUACAUACCCAAAUGUCAAAUGGACAGAAAAGCGCUGCAGGAUGAAGUCCAGAGGGUGAAGAGCAGCUUGGACAGUCAGCUGGGCAGCACCUCGUCGUGCUUCAUCGACCACAGCAGACACCCCGAGCACGUCAUCCUGAGCAGGAAGUACACUCUGAGGAAGGCGCUGCUGGCUCUGCUGUGGCCUUGUCUGAUGCUGGGCGGCGGAGCUCUGCUGGUGGGACUGGUGAAGCUGACACAGUGCUUGGCUCAUCUGUCCUCUGAGGUGCGCAGUGAGACUACAGGAGCCAGGAUGACUUCAAGAUGCACUCAGGGAAAACUGUACAGACUCCUCCGUAGAUCCAGCAUGCAGUCUCCUACGUGACACAGCCGGUGUUUGUGCAGCGAUACGCCAAAUAUACCAUAUUUAAUUACUAGGGCUGGUUUGUAUAAAGUUGUUCUGAAGUGUCAGAGUCCCAGAAUUUCAUAACUUCAGUCUAAUUCUAAAGAAUGAGUGCCAUGCAGUGCCUUUCCUGUUGGUUAACAUUACCAACAAGUUCUAAAAUUUGAAUCUUCUUUUCAAAGAACAUCAUAAAGAUUAUGAAGGGCAGAAGAAUUAAAUAAGUAAAUCACAUUUAUUUCAGACGUUUGGAGAAUUCUUUUUUUAAAAAGAAAUUUUUUGGUUGUAAUUCUGGGCCAAGAACACUUCUUAAUAAAUAGCAGUGUCUCCUGUCACUUUAGUCGACUAACAUUUUAGGGAUAUUUGUCAUUACUACACUCAAAAUUCAGGUCCCACCUAAUUAAAUGCAUGGUUUCAAAAUAAAAGCUCUGAUUUAAUGAUUUAGAAAAACCCUUUAAGUUGCAAACAUUGUUUUGAUGAGUUGUGCUGACAACGUUGGGAAUUAUAACAGCUUAACAUUUUGUGUGGUUUAAAAUUUGACAUUUUUGCAUUCACUAAUUUAAAGCUAAUUUUUUUUUAUUAAGUCUAAACGGUUUUUUUUUUUUUUAGCUGUAACAUACAGAGGACAUUUUGAGGAUUAUGUCACAUGAUAACAAAGGAAGAAUAGUCUCAAACCAACAAUCAGCAUUUGUCUGAGAUGGAAAAUUUUUAUGAAACACUCCUAUUAUGUCACAUAUUAGCAAAACUAGAAUGUUUUUGCCCAUAAUAUUCUGAGGUAACACAUUAUGAAAUGUUUUUUGACAAAAUAUUUUCACACAGUGUUGCCUGAUAACAAAGGAAGCCCAUUCUCAUUGCAACAUUUGGUUUUAAGACUAUUAGGGCAUAAUGAUUUAAAAUGGCAUCACCAGAUAUUUAUAGAAUGCUGUCCUGCCUUUAAGAAUAACAUUUUAAAUUAAAAUAAAAAAAAUUACUAGAACUUUGUAGAACUUUCUCAAAACAUUUUAAAACCAAUGCUUUUAGGAUUCCAUGAUUUCUCUUCUGUCUGUUUCAGUCACAUGAUCCACACAGGAGUUAGUACUUGAAUGCAUAACUAUUGUUUUUGAUGACUGCAGCCAUACAUCUUGGCUGCUCUCCACCAGCUUCUGACAUUGUUCUACUGUCACAGCAGCCCAUUCCUGUUGCACUAAUUCAAACAAAUUUGCUUUGUUUUUGGGCUUGUGGUUCUCCAUUUUGUGUUUGAUGAUUGUCUUGUUGGAAAAUCCAGUCAUUGGAGGCAGAAAAGAGUUUUCCAGCUGAUGGAAGAAGACUGUUUUCAAGAGUAGCCCUGUACAUGACCUGGUUCAUUGGCCCUUCACACAAUUGCAUUUGCCCUGUUCAACCCAGACUGAAACAACCCCAGAUCAUCACUGAUCCACCCCCAUGUUUUACUGUAGGGGCAAGACAGUCUGGUUUGUAGGUUUCUCCAGGCUUCCUUCUAACCAGUAAAUUGGCUGGAACUUAUUGAAAACUGGAUUCAUCACUGAAGAGAACCUUAGCCCAAUCAUCAACAGUCCAAUCCUUGUGAUCCCCAGUAAAGACUAACUGGGUUUUCCUCUGCCUUUCAUUGAUGAAGAACUUCUGUGCCCUGUGUGACUUCAGACCAUUCUUCAAGAAGUCAGUUUUGAACUGUCCUUGCCAAACAAGUCACAUUUCUCCACAGUGCCCACUCAUUUUUAAGGUCCCUGGAGGUCUGACAACAAUUCCUGGCACAGGAACACAUGAGUACAUGGUCAUCUGGUGGGGUAGAAACAAAGCCUUUAUCAGCCUUUACCAGUAAUCAUUGUUUAUGUUUUUUUUCUGGAGUCCAGUUUCAGAUGACCUGCAGGUGUUAAUAGUAGAAGCACAGCAGCAGAGGACUCAAGUAUUCAUAACAGGCUGCUAGAGGGAUACAAGGUGUGUCACAUUACCUACAAAUCACAAAGCUCAGAUGAUUAAAUUCAUAAUGGAAAAGAC